Molecule: messenger RNA, 848 nt
Organism: Brienomyrus brachyistius
Lineage: Eukaryota; Metazoa; Chordata; Actinopteri; Osteoglossiformes; Mormyridae
Product: electron transfer flavoprotein regulatory factor 1-like
Exons: 3
Coding region: 170-433 (87 amino acids)
Biological process (GO): respiratory electron transport chain
Cellular component (GO): mitochondrion
Source: RefSeq, a predicted model, not a curated record
GAGCGUAUGAAGGUACAAUAUUGUAAACAGUUCCAUCAUGUUUUUUAAAUGAUAGUGGUAUAGCAUAAGCGGUGGUAUAGCAUUACCUGUUAAUUAACUAAAAUCCAUUUUGUCUGAACUGUACGCAAAACGAAAAAUCAGCCCCUAAUUCCAAGCCUACAAGGCAGAAAUGGCCAACCCUCUGAGGAGUGCUGUGGUCAAACUGUACAAAAAUCUGCUGUAUGUUGGACGGGAGUACCCCAAAGGGAACGACUACUUCAGAGAACGGCUGAAGGCUGCGUUCAUGAAGAAUAAGGAUGUGACAGACCCCGAAAAGAUAAAGCAACUGAUUGCACGAGGGGAGUUUGUCAUGAAAGAGUUGGAGGCUUUGUAUUACCUUAGGAAGUACAGAGCCAUGAAGAAGCGCUACUACGACUCUGAAGGUUCAGAAUAAAUAAGGCAAGGCUAGCGAAUGUGUAAUUGUAACCAUCCGCUUUGCUGUCAUUCGAAAGCAUUCGUCAUGCUGACGACCCACGAUGUUGCCGUUUGAUUGCCUCCUACCUGCCAGGCCAAGGUUGUCCGCGUUGUUGCACUUCAGAAGUUGAAGUAUGUCCAUGUGUACACAAGGGUUUAGCUACUGGAAAGUAUUCAUGUUGUAUAAAGUGUUUCAAACAAAAACUCUCAAGUUUCCCCAAGUUGUACGAUGUAAAGUAUUUAACCAGAAGGGGAAUAUAGUGAUGUCAUUCUGACAGCCCCCUAACAACUACGGCACGUGCUCCACCUGUCUAUUCCGUACCAAAAUGGUAAUUUCCUUUUUGUGUAUAUAUAUAUAAAUAAAUCCUCGUUUGCAAUAAAAGUUUAUGGACAAA